Molecule: messenger RNA, 4405 nt
Organism: Prionailurus viverrinus (fishing cat)
Lineage: Eukaryota; Metazoa; Chordata; Mammalia; Carnivora; Felidae
Gene: ALDH1B1
Product: aldehyde dehydrogenase 1 family member B1
Exons: 21
Coding region: 1338-3143 (601 amino acids)
Biological process (GO): vitamin A import into cell
Cellular component (GO): plasma membrane
Molecular function (GO): retinol transmembrane transporter activity; aldehyde dehydrogenase (NAD+) activity; signaling receptor activity
Source: RefSeq, a predicted model, not a curated record
CGCCGCCACCCGCGGCCGCCUCGGCGCCAGCCCUGGGGUGGCGCCUGAGGGCACUGGGGUCCCGCGGCGCUGCCGGCUCCGCCUCGCUCGCGGCCCGCCGCCGCCUGCCGCGUGAGGUUGCCAGUAAGAGCCCACCGCGCUCAGAGGCCAGAAUUGUGCGCAUCUCCGGGUGCCCGCGCGCCGUGCACCUCCGGGACCCCCACUGUUGGAGGGGGGACACGGGGGUUAAUUAUCCCCGGACAUUCCUAGUGUACAGCAUGAUCCGCUCGAGGGAAGUGCGGCCCGGGAUCCCUCGGGGACAGGGUGCCUAAUCCCCUUCUUGAAGGGACAGAGACUCCGGUCAGCCCCCGCAUGCCAGAUCUUCGGAGGAGUCUCUAUGCUGACGAGCGUGUUAGCAGUCGGGAUGACUGAUGCAGCCGGGGCCCGGCACCCUUCGCGGCGCCAGGCCGAGGGGAGGCCGGACGUUGGCUUCCCUUUUCACCCCUGAGGAAGUCGGGGCUUUAACCCCGUGCACUGCCAACCCAAGGACCAAAGGAGGGCCACCCAGGUGGGCCUGGCUGCCACUUCCCGGUCUGGUGGCGCCGAAAUGAUGUCAUCUCCACUAGUCUCUACUUCGCAAGUUAAGAUCGUCCUUUGAUUAUUGACCAAAACUGAGGAAACUGAGGCCGAGGGAGGGGGCCCGCUUACCCAGUGAAGUUUCUCCUGAGAGGCGCCAGAGGAGCUGCCUGGAAACGAGGUGCAUGCCUUUGAAUCUGGACCAGGCCAUGUGACUUCCCUUUACCAACAGAAUGAGGUGGAAGCGACCAUGUGCCAUUUCCAAGCUCAGGCUUCCUGACACCUUGCAUGUCUCCUUUUGUACCCCGUGCUUCUGCCAUUGCCAUGAUCAAGACACCACCCAUGUUGGCCCAGUGGUCCCAGGAGGAAGAAAAGAGACUCAUGAAGAGCCAGAUUGCCUCAGCAAAGGUCCACCAAAACCAUCCCGCAGCUGAACUCAGAUGGGUUUUUGGGUGCUGUGAAGAGAACUGGGCAGAACACCAGAAUAUCAGAAGCAGUCAAUAACCCAGAGGCCAGAGAAGCUCAAAGAACAAUCCAGAGAAGGAGAUCGCUCACUGGGACCACAGGCAGUGCUUUCCCACCAAGAUGAUUUCUGCAAACUCCAGGCCCUGUGAGAUGAAAGGGUUGGAGAGGAUUCCUACCCCUGGAAGUGCUGGCCGAGUGUGGGUGUGGGGCUGGGGAACGUCCUAAAAGGCAUUCAAGCAUCUGAAGGGGCUGGAUUCCAGAGCUUCUAGGUGACCAGAACCAGGCAGCUAAAUGGCACCUGUGUCAGCUCAGUGGACAUGGAGCUCUUCCUCCAUUACUCCCUCAUCCCAUCACUUUUCAUCAUUUUGGUCUUGUCCUUUCUCCAAAGACGAGAGCACCGUAAGCAGAGAGAUGAUACUUCUCACCUCCUGGGGAACCGCUUUGGAAUCAUCAUACCUCUGGACUUUGUGGGCACCUUUAGUAACCGAUGGUCUUAUGGAAUCGCCUUUGGGGCCACAGCCAAUAAAGUCAUGUUCUUGUUCUCAGAAGGGUACCAGCCCUUACAUAUCCCUCAGUGGGCACAAGCCUUUGUGCUUCUGAUUGGAGGCAUGGAAGUCGGCCUGUCUCACUUCCCCUUCUUUGCCUGCCUCUCGUCGGAGUUCCGGCUGGUCAGCUCCAUCCUUGGCUUCAGCUACUCUCUGAUCUGGUUUGCUGUCACCAUCCUUUACAUCAUACAGUGUCCCCAUGGGCAGUUUUUGGGGAAGUACGAGACCGUCAUGUUCUACUGGCCCUCACUGCUGUGCCUGGCCUUCCUGCUGGGCCGCUUCCUUCACAUGUUUGUCAAGUCGCUGAGGGUCCACCUGGGCUGGGAGCUGCAGAUGGAAGAAAAGCCUUUCCUGGAAGUUCACCAGGCAGAGCAUGUCAAGCGGCUCCUGAGGAAGGCCCCCCUGCAGGAGACUAAAAAGUCCUGGUUCCAAACCAGGGUGUAUGAGUGGGACCCCUGCUUUCAGUUCCCAAGCAGAAUGAUUGGAACCACUGUGUUGGCUUUCAUAUGCCUGUACCUUUUCAUUGUCAUUGAGUUCUGCGUGUUCAUGUAUGUGAGAGACGAGCUGGAUGUGUUUGAAGGGGAGCUGGAGAACUACAUCGCCUCCAUGAACCAGACGGGGACCCUGACCCCUGUCAUCCUGCAGGUGAAAGAGCUGAUGAACGUCAGCAAAGGAGUCUGGCUGGUGACCAUCUUGCCCGCCUCCCUCACGUGUGUGAGCUAUCUGUUCCACAUACUGGCCUGUUACAGAAAGCACAUGAAGAGGCUGUGGGCAGGAAAUAAACACUUUCUCCCUUUGAAGUUCCAUCAUCCUUCCUCGUCGAAGAGUGUGGUGGCCAUUGCAAGGUACUCUGGCUGGCAAAUAGCCUAUAUUCUGUGGGGCUACCUCAUCAUCCACGUGGUACAGAGCCUGUGUGGCCUGAUGAUCAUGUACAGCCUGGUGUUGCCUGUCGUCCACAACCAGGGCCUGGAGAUGCUCCAAGGACUGGGCAUCGGGAUCCUCACCAUAUCCAUCGUCCUGGGUCUCAUGAGCCUGCAGGUAUGGAUCGCCACCAGCUUCUUCCUGCAGCCAAAGAUGAGCACGGCUGACAAGCAGAAGCCCUUGGCUCUCAACAACAGGAAAGCCUUCCACAACUUCAACUACUUUCUGUUCUUCUACAACGUGCUCCUGGGCCUGGGCGCCUGCCUCUCCAGGCUGCUCAUCAGCUGCAUCCUGGGCACGUGGCUGAUUGCCCGCAUCGACAGGACCAUCAUGCAGAAUGGCUAUGAGGGUGCAGACAUGGGGUUCAGCGCCUGGAUUGGCAUGCUCUAUGUGGAUCAUUAUCAUACCAACCCUGUGCUCGUCAGCUUUUGUAACAUCCUGAUCACAGGGCACAGGGAGCGGAGGCUGCAGCAGGCCAUCAAAUACUGGUGCCUAAAUCAGUCAGCAGGUCCCCGAGUCUCAGCCAGGUCCAGGACGCGGUGGCUUCUGCUGCAGACCCUGGUCAACAAUCCCAAACUAGUCAUGCUCAGAAAAUCAAGACCAGGUCAUAGCUGCCGGGAGUUUACCCAGAUUCUUUUGAUGGGCUCAGAGAGCUGACAGUGACCUCCGACCUUGCUAUAAGGCCAUUCCAGGAUGACUGCUCCAGAGAGGACCCGGGCUACCCAGCUGCUGUCCCCUGCAUUGUGACAGGAUGCACAGUCACUGUCCACUGCAUACAGCACCAGAUACUCGUGGAUGGCACCUGGGCUGAACCAUGAAGUCUCAGCCCCAAUAAUUCACUCCCCUGGUAAAAAGCUCAAGAACUAAAGAGAAUUUCUGUUGAACAAUCUUUUCUCAAUGAUUUCCACUAUAGAUGGUUAGGAGGCAGCCUUGGGGAGUUCCAUAUGGACAAACAGUUUGACCACAGGGCAGAACUUUGUGUCAAUGAAGAAUGUGGUAAAAUGGCUAUCUAUACCAGGAGAGUUUAACUAUUGGACACAGUUGUUCUCUGGGAGACAAUGUGGCCUUAAUCCAAUAGGAUCCUCAUUGCUCCCCCACUUUCCAGGCCUCCUGGUGGUGGGAGAGACCCCAGCCUCUAAUCUGGUAGUGUGAGCAGGCACACAUUGGGCUCUUCCUGCCAUGGCCACUGGGAUGAGGAACAGAUCAGAACUGGCCUGGGUCUUGGGCACAAAGAAGAUAUGCACAUCUGACGAGGAGGGGAUCCCCCAGGAAAGCUGCCUAUCUGCGGAGGCAGAGAUGGGGGUGUGCAGGCAUUCUCCUUGGAGGACAACAGAGCAAAGGAGUGGGAGCAGGAGAGCCCCAGGCAUGUUGGAGGAGGGGAGGCCUCUGGUGUUUGCAGUACAGGGAAUCAGGGGUGGGUUAGACCACCUAGGGAGGCUCAGACGCCAGGCUGGGAGGCCUGGACAUUUCUCUGUGUGCAGAGGGCCCAGUCCUUACCCUGAGUCUUCAUACCCUCGUGUAAGGUCUCUGAUGGUUCAGGGCUUGUACAAAGUGACCAAAGUCAUGCAGCUUGUGCAAGUGCCAGGAGGACAUACCAACAGGGUGAGGGAAGUCCCCCAUCUACCUCAUGAGUCCCAGAGCCAUUGAAGUUCAGUAAUCACAUUAAGCAUCUACUGUAAACCUAGUCCUGUUACUAGACGUGUCUGCCAGACUCAUCUCUUUUAAUUUAACCUUUGCCACUAGACUUUGUCACUCUGCUUUCAGAAACUGAGAAAACUGUGACUGGCGUGUCAGGAUCCCCACAUGUCCACUUCCAGCUGUGUAACACCAGCUAAACUCCUUUGCCUUUCUGUGCUGCUUUUUCCUUACAAAUAAAAAGGGCAAUACCUGGGCACCUGGGUGGGUCAGUUGGUUGUGCG